AUGUACCUGAUCACUGUGUUGGGAAACCUGCUCAUCAUCCUGGCCAUCAUCUCAGACUCCCACCUCCACACUCCCAUGUACUUCUUCCUCUGCAACCUGUCCUUUGCAGACAUUUGUUUCACCUCCACCAUCAUCCCAAAGAUGCUGUGGAACAUCCAGACUCACAACACAGUCAUAACCUAUGAAGGCUGCAUCAUCCAGACUUACUUUUUCUUAUUAUUUGGAGGACUGGACAUCUUCCUUCUGACCGUGAUGGCCUAUGACAGGUUUGUGGCCAUCUGUCACCCCCUGCACUACAUGGUUAUCAUGAAUCCCUGGGUCUGUGGUUUCCUGGUUCUAUCAACUUUUAUUGUGAGUUUCCUGUGUUCCUUGUUACAAACUUUAAUGGUAGUGCAGUUGUCCUUCUGUACAAAUAGGGAAAUCCCUCAGUUUUUCUGUGAAACCAGUCGGGUGGUCAAACUUGCCUGUUCUGAUACCUUCGUCUGUGACACGGUGAUGUAUUCUGCAGCAGCGCUGCUAGGUGGCAGUUCCCUAACUGGUAUCCUUUACUCUUACUCUAAGAUAGUUUCCUCUAUAAAUGGAAUCUCAUCAGCUCAGGGUAAGUAUAAAGCAUUUUCCACCUGUGCCUCUCACCUCUCAGUUGUCUCCUUAUUUUAUUGUUCAGUCCUAGGCAUGUACCUUAGCACUGCUGAUACCCUCAGCUCACAUUCAAGUGCAACAGCCUCGGUGAUGUACAGUGUGGUUACACCCAUGCUGAACCCCUUCAUCUACAGUCUCAGGAAUAAAGACAUAAAAGAGGCUCUGAAGGUAUUCUUUGGGAAGGAAAGCAUAAAAGGGAUAACUGUCCUGGGGCGAAAGACCUGCCAUUGA
Messenger RNA from Hippopotamus amphibius kiboko, 870 nucleotides. Its product is annotated as olfactory receptor 7A10-like. The transcript has a single exon. Gene Ontology annotation, cellular component: membrane. Gene Ontology annotation, molecular function: G protein-coupled receptor activity; olfactory receptor activity. The coding region runs from base 1 to 870 and encodes 289 amino acids. Gene Ontology annotation, biological process: G protein-coupled receptor signaling pathway. The record is from RefSeq and is a predicted model, not a curated record. Lineage: Eukaryota; Metazoa; Chordata; Mammalia; Artiodactyla; Hippopotamidae.